This is a messenger RNA of Onychostruthus taczanowskii (white-rumped snowfinch), 1498 nucleotides long. It is a transcript of the gene FANCF, whose product is annotated as FA complementation group F. Lineage: Eukaryota; Metazoa; Chordata; Aves; Passeriformes; Passeridae. Gene Ontology annotation, biological process: interstrand cross-link repair. The transcript has a single exon. The record is from RefSeq and is a predicted model, not a curated record. The coding region runs from base 143 to 1261 and encodes 372 amino acids. Gene Ontology annotation, cellular component: Fanconi anaemia nuclear complex.
GCCGGAAGUCGAGUGACGACUCCUUUACCGAAAGCUCGCUGCGCACGGAUUGACGUCCCGCUCAGCCAAUGAGUUACAAACGCCAUCCUCCGGCCCGGCCCCGGCGGGACCGCGCUCAAACCUGCAGCCCCAAGCCUGGCCCAUGGAGGUUGUACUGGGGCAGGUGGAGCAGCUGCCGGCGCUCCUGGCCGUGUCCCGCUCCGCGCUGGUGCGGGACUGGGACUCCCUCACCCUGGAUAGGGCUCUAGAGUGGGCCCGCUAUUUCCAGCACCUCUAUGACCGGUUCCGUGCCCGUCCCCAGCUCCGGGAGGCCCUCGGGCGGCGGCUGCGCCGGUCUCGGCCGUACCCUCUGCUCGGCUUCCCCGCGCUGGGCCGCUGCCCGCAGCUCUUGGGGCUGGCGCUACUGGAGAACCGCGCUUUGCCGCCCGCCGCCUGCCGCCGCCUGCUCCGCAGCCUCCUGCAGCCUCCCGGCGCGGGGACCGGCUGCGAUCCCCGCGGCCUGGAGCUGCUCGCCCGCCGCAAGGCCGCUGCCUGCCUGCUGGCCUUGCCCCGCCGUCCGCUGCGGCGUGCCCCCGGGCCGGAGCCGCAGCUGCAGGCAGAGGCGCAGCUGCUGCUGAGCCGGCUGCGGGAGGAGGCGCAGGAGGUCGGGGAGGCCGCGGGGCAGCAGCGUUGGCUGUGCGGUGUUCUGGAGCAGCUGCCCCAGCCCCGCACCUUCGGCGUCGUGGCGGCGGCGCUGGCUCUGCUCAAGCAGGGGCAUGGCGCUGAGCAGGCCGGAGACAGGGAUCGGCAUGGGAGCGGCAGGCGAGGCGGGUACCAGGAGAUCGCUGCGGGAGACGGGUGCUCCGCCGGGCUCCUGCUUUCCUGGCUGCUGGGCAACCAGGAACGGUUUGCUGCCUUCUGCCUUUGCCUCCCAUGUUCCCAUCUUGCUUUCCUAGCUGGUCACUAUUCCCGGUUAAGCAGAUCUUACUUGGACCUCUUGACCGGCUGGGGAAGUCACUUGGUUUAUGACCCCUUGCAGGGACGGUGGGUUAAAAGUUGCCUUGACAAAGCUAAAUUGUCCUGGGAGGAAUUAAGGGAGCACUUCAGCUGCCUCUGUCAGGGAUCUGCACUGCUUAAAGAACAGACCCAAGCUGCUCUGGAAGUGCUGAGGACACAAGAUGGAGACUUCGAAGUCCGUGGCCUAAGUGUGUGGACUGACUUACUGAUGGAAGUACCAAUACAUGAACACAAAAGCAACAUGAAAACUUACAAAAUCAAGUAAAUCUGGUUAACUUUAUUUGAUGUGAAAGGCAAGACAACUACUCCUCUCUUCAUUGAAAAUCAAAUGUUGUUGUGACUGCUGAUCAUGAUUCUGACUGCAUCUGGUUCUGAAAUCUUUCAGGGAGGCCUGGUGUUUGCUUGUGAUUGUGCUGUCAUUUCUGGUCAACACAGAAAAUUUCUUCCUUUUCAGUACUUGCUGAUUAAUUAUCUAAUAAAAUAAAAUCCAUUCUGCUUCAAA